Poeciliopsis prolifica (blackstripe livebearer) is the source of this 3724-nucleotide messenger RNA. RefSeq names its product nuclear GTPase SLIP-GC-like. Gene Ontology annotation, molecular function: GTPase activity. The record is from RefSeq and is a predicted model, not a curated record. NCBI's taxonomy places the organism in Eukaryota, Metazoa, Chordata, Actinopteri, Cyprinodontiformes, Poeciliidae.
UUUAGUUGCAUGUGUAUAGUUACAUGCCAACAAUUCCUCUGCAAAGUAUUUGUCAAGAAAACAUAACUUAAAGAGGUCAUUUCAAAGAAGUUAUGCAAAUGAUUAACUAGGAAAAAAGACAAGGAAAGCAAAACUUAUCCUCACAAACUCUUAAAAAGAUUAGUCAUUGUACCGUUGUUGUAAAGAAUAAGCACUCAACUACACUUUCGUUUUAUGAAGCCACUCCUCUCUAACGUUUCCCUCCUUGUUUUUGUGAGAAGCCUUAUAUUCCACCUUCCUUCAUCUCCAUUUUCAGAAAUAGUGAACGGCCUCUUUGCAAAGAAUCUGGUGAAAUUCCACUUUAAAUUUUAAAUUGUUUUCAAAACUUGUUUUUUGGCUUUUUCAUUUGUUCUCACCUUUUUUUGGCCAAACUUCUUCUGUCUUCAUCAUUUUCAUUAACAGUUGCAUGUUUGCGUCAUGGAUGACUUUGUUUGCGCGAUAUUAAUUGACUGGGACCUAAGCGAAUGGAUAGAAACAUUUAGAGAACAAGGAAUUGUUGAGAAAUGUCUGUACAGCCUUAAGGAGCAAGACUUGGAAAAAUUGAUUCCCAAAGUGGGACCAAGAGCACUUUUCAGAAAGAAUCUGAAACUGUUAAAGAAAAAAAAAAACAGAAAUGAGGACACAUCGCCUUUUUCUUUGGAUAUUGAACAGAAACAGAAAAACGCAACUGUUCAGACUGAGGUACAUCCAUCCACAAGUAAUGGAGGAAAGAGAAAGUUGGAUCUAGAGGAGUUUAAGAAAGGAGAACCAACAGCCAAACGGUUUCGCAGGAGUAUGUCAUCUUUGUCAGAACUAAGACUGCAAUCUAAAGUGAAAAAUGUUAUGAAAGAUGUUCUGGAUAAACUACGCAAUCAAGAAAACACAAAGCUGAAUUCUUUCCUAAGGGAUAAAAUUAAGGAUCUGGAGACAGACAGAAGAGAAAUGGUUGGUGUCUUUGGUAAAACUGGAGCUGGAAAGACCAGUUUGAUAAACGCUCUCAUUGAGGAGAGAAAACUUUUGCCAUCUGGAGAUGUUGAUGCAUGCACUUCAGUCAUGAUUAAAGUGGAGGCAAACAUGUCCAAUACAAAGUAUGAGGCACAUAUUGAAUUUAUUACAAAAGAGGAAUGGAAAGAUGAGUUGUGGUCAGUGAGUCAGUUUCAAGAGAAUACUGGAGAUAAAAAAAAAAAUGAAGAUGAUGAUUAUCAGGAUGUUGCUGAAAAGCUGUCUGCACUCUAUGGAGAGGAAUGGAAACAAAAAUCUUCUGGACAACUAAUGGACCCCAAAUAUUUCAGAGAAAUACCAGAAUUUCUUCAAUCCACAGAAAAGAUACUGUCAUGUGAAACAGCUAAACAGCUAUCUGCUAAAAUGAUUAAAUACACAAGAACUGAAUCAAAUCAUGGAGGGGAAACAGAACGAACCAGGUGGUAUUGGCCUCUUGUAAAGUGUGUGACUGUCAAAGUGCCAGAUGAUUUUCCCCAACACAUCACUCUUGUGGACCUUCCUGGAAAUGGAGACCGUAACAAGAGCAGAGAUACAAUGUGGAAAGGGAUUGUUGGGAACUGUUCUACUGUGUGGAUCGUCACUGAAAUCAACCGAGCAGCAUCAGAGAGAGAAUCCUGGGAAAUCUUGAAUAGUGUCAGUAGUUUCAUAGGAAACGGUGGGGAGUGCAGAAACAUUCACUUUAUCUGCACAAAAUCUGAUGUUAUCGAAGACUCUACUGAUCAUUCAGCUGAACUUCAGGCUGAAAUCCUCAGAAGAAACAUGAAAGUAAAGGAAGCAGUGCGCAAAGAAUUCAACAAGCUACACAAGAUUAAGAAACACUUCAGUGAUGACUCUUUCAAAGUGUACACAGUGAGCUCCAAAGAGUUUCAGAAACCAACGAUUCUCAGUCCAGAGAACACUGAAAUCCCCAAGCUUCAAAAUUUUUUGCAAAAGCUCAAUGACGAUCACUCAGAAACGCUGAACUAUGUUUCUGGAGCUCAUGGGAUUCUCUCUUUGAUUCAUGGAGCCAGCUUGGAAAAACAGACUGGAAUACACACAGAAGUUUGUGAAAAGCUUGAGAGAAACAUAGCUCUCCACCAUGAUACAAUACAAAAAGCAAUGGAAAGAGCUUACCGGGUUUUUGAGGAAUGCCUGUCUGAAGGGGUUGAACAAUCAAAAAGCUCAUGUGAAAAAACGCUGCAUAACUUUCUCCAUCCUCAGGGAAAGCGUGGUGGUGGUUAUCACGGAACAUUAAAGUGCGUUUUCAAAAAUGGUGGAGUCCACAAACCCAAAAACGGAGAACAAAUCAACCUCAACAUGAAACUCACUUCAUUCCUGACUGACAGCAUUGAUGAGGAAUUCAGAAAAACCUUCCCAAAUGACCGUAACUGUGGCCCAUUUAAUGGUGUCAUUGACAAGUUUUCACUUGACACUGAAAGUCUGAGGGAAAAGUACAAAGAGGUGGAACUGCAGCUGAUAUUUCUCAAGACAGAGGAGGAAAAAUUAAAGAAAAAGCUGAACAAAAGGAUAAGAGACCAAAAGAAAAUAAUGUACAACAGUCUGACAAAGACAAUUGAGGAGACCAUGCAAGAAUGCUACAAGACUGCAGCAGGACACUCAAAAUCUGGUAUGCUGGAGAAAAUGAGAGAAACAGUAAAAAAACAUGUUCAGGAAUCAAAGGACACCAUGUUUGCAAAGGCGAAAGAUGACAUGUUGAACCACCUCCAGGACUUAAAGGUGGAAGUUCUGAAAACAAUGAAGGACACUUGGGACAACUCCAUGGACCUCUCCCUCAGGACAGAUUGUCAAUCAAUUCCAGAUGUUUUAGCAGAGCUCAAAAUGGUGAAGAAACUCUACAGUGAGCUUAAGAACAGCUCAAAUGAAGAAAGCUCAUGAAAACGGUAAAGUAUUGAAUCUUGUUUUCAACAUUGAUCAAUGGUGUAUAUGACAUCAAUAGAACAUCAUCCUUUCAAAUUAACAGCUCCUCUGAAACCAUGACAAGAAUCUCCAUAAGGGAAGCUUCUGCUCUGUCUUCAUGUCUUCACAUCAAUGAUUCUCAUUCUGCUCAUUUUGGGAACGUUUGAAGGAGAAAUAGUCUCCAUUAGUAGAUCCUUUGCAGUUCUUACUUGUUUUGUGUAACAACUUUCAGGGUGGUACAGCGACGUUUUCCUCUAUUUUAACCUAAUAUUGUAAAUUAACCUACUUAGAAACUUCCUGACAUCAUCAACUGAAACAACUUUGCUCCAAGAUUAUUCAUUUAAAAAAAUAUAUAUUACCAUUACAUCUUUCUUCAUGUUUGUUCAUCAUUUCUUGUGAAAUAAUGCUUGUAUAGAAAUCAUUAUAGUAAUUAAUGAUUUCUAAAAAUAAAAAAAACUCAUUGAAAAAGUCAACAAAAAAAUUGUUUUUUUUCAUUUUGAAAGACUUGAGACUUUUUUGUAGCGAAUGAUUUCUGUUUGUUAAACUGGAGAAAGAAACAUGUCACAAGUGAAGCUUUAGAUAAGACUGAACUUUAUUACUGUAUAAUAAAGAUAAAGAGUUUUAAGUGUUUCACAAACGUUUAUCAAAGUUUUCUUUAAUUAAUCUAGAACCAUUUAUUCAAGGUUUAGCUUGUCCAAUUCAGGUUUUAUGCUUAUUUUACAUAAAGUUAGUUUUAUCAUGUCUGAACACCAAUCACCAUUUAUGUGUUUCACAAAUAAAGAUUUUAAUUACUUUCAAACUGAGUUAA